UGCACAGUUAGUUGUUCAUGAACAUCCAGCGCACAUCCUGUUCAAUCGUGUCCAGCCGAAGAAUUCUGCUCCCAUGUUUUGAGCCCGCUUCAGUGGGAAUACGGUACUAAUAUGUCCACCGGGUCUCUCAGCGAUGUCGACGACGAGCUCCUGGACGGCAUCCUGAAGUUUGGUUCCUCCGGUAAAGAUUCCAACGAGAGCACGGAGGAGAGCUCAAACUGCGAGGGCUCAUGCGCAAACGAGGAACGGAGAGAAACGCCCGGCAAAAAACGGAAGACAACGUCCAGGAAAACGGCGCCCAAGGGUGUGGCACAACAGGAGGGCAAGCAGGUGCAGAGGAACGCGGCCAACGCCCGGGAAAGAGCCAGGAUGAGAGUCCUGUCCAAAGCCUUCUCCCGGCUUAAGACCUCCUUACCCUGGGUACCACCGGAUACCAAGCUCUCCAAACUGGACACACUGCGCCUGGCGUCUAGCUACAUAGCGCACCUCCGACAGAUACUGGCCAACGACAAAUACGAAAAUGGAUAUAUCCACCCUGUUAACCUGACGUGGCCUUUCAUGGUUGCAGGUAAACCGGAGAACGAUUUGAAGGAGAUGCUGAACUCAACGAGGUUGUGCGGAACUACGGCGUCUUGAUGCAGCUCAGUGGCAGCAGCUCUUUGCCUUUUUAAAGGAACAAUGAAAAAAAAAUCCUAUAGUGACUGAAAUGCAAGUCUCAUCUCUGCAGACUUUGAGUGGGAAUAACGGGAGGGCAUCCCACUCUCCUUCGUUCCCGUAAAGAAAAAAAAAUCGUUUAUUUAAAUGCAUUGUGAUCUUUUAUCUUUGCUGGUUCAAAGAUAAACUUUGUACUUUAAAUAGCUUUUUUUCGUUUUCUUUUUCUUUCUUCUUUUUUUUUUUUCCUUUUUUUCCAACAAACAGUAAUAAUCUGCAGAUGCGUUUUUACUGAUGCAGGCCUGUGUUUUGCGAUUGUCUUAUGAUGGAUGGAUGAUUUGAUGGAUGGCUGGAUAAGGCACAUGAAACCUGCUCAAAUUGUUGUACAGAUUACAUGAAGUAUAUGAAAUAUAUUUGUACCACUUUUACACUCUGUGUAAUCAGUCCUUAUUAUUUUUUUCUUGUGUGGGCCAAUAGUUUGACCUGGCAACCCGCCUUAUCGCUCCAUCCCUUCAGAAUAGCAGACCCUGCCCACCAACAAAGCGUAGGUACAGAUAGCCCGAGUCUCCCUCUGUUGUGUCUGAAAGAUAACAGUGGACAAAGCUGUCGUUACAUAAACAAACGUUUGCCUUGGUAGAUUAUGUGGGCGUUAUAAAGGAGUUACUCUUCUUGUGGCGUAAACAGGCCAAAUAGGCCAAAUCACGUUUAUCUCGUUGCUAACUUUGCUGAUAGGGUAAAUGCAAGAAAGGUAAAUAAACCGGGUGCCAGUUUGAGAAGUAUCAUUGUUGUCACUGACUUUUACUUUUUUUUAAAUUAUUUUAACCUAACUGUCAGGGCUGUUUAAUAACAGUUUAUUAUCUUAUUUAUGAAGCUACACCGCUAAAAUAUGAGCAGCCAUCGUCGUUUUUCGUUAGCUUAAUUGCAUUUUGCCUUAUCAACUCACGCGCAUGCGGUGAUUGGAUUGACUAAUUAGCAUUCGGCCAAUCAGAAGGGAGUCGCUGGAGGUCAGCGGACGCUGGAGUUUUUUUUUUUUUUUUUUUUAGACGUAGAAAACCUGCUUUAAUCCCGCCCAGACCAGUUGUUUUAAUUUGCUCGGGUUAUGACCGCUGUGUUUACAUCACGUCGACAGUUAUUUAUGCGCUCUGACACAAGGCCUCUCCCCCUUUGUCUCUCUCACUUUUCUCACUGCGGUUUAUUGGGAAUGAAAAAAAAGAGAGCGCAAAAAAGGGAGAAAGCACUAGUUUUCACUUACUCCUUAAAAACAACUAACUAAACACCUAGGCUAUAACCUAUAUGACCUCUGGAGGUCAAGUACUCUUUCAAGUCAGAAAAAAUAACACGUAGUUUUCAUACUUUUAGAAAUGUAGAGAAUUUUUA
Molecule: messenger RNA, 2028 nt
Organism: Haplochromis burtoni (Burton's mouthbrooder)
Lineage: Eukaryota; Metazoa; Chordata; Actinopteri; Cichliformes; Cichlidae
Gene: tcf21
Product: transcription factor 21
Exons: 2
Coding region: 112-636 (174 amino acids)
Biological process (GO): regulation of transcription by RNA polymerase II; developmental process
Molecular function (GO): DNA-binding transcription factor activity, RNA polymerase II-specific; protein dimerization activity; RNA polymerase II transcription regulatory region sequence-specific DNA binding
Source: RefSeq, a predicted model, not a curated record